CAUGGCAGAGGCUCUGGUCAGUCUUCCUCUCACUAACUUGGAAUGGUUACAAAUCGCAAGCAGCCGCGCUUAACCCGAGGACCAAUUCACCAAGCAUAUCCACUGGAUCGAUGUUACACUAAUCUCUGAAGCUGUCCUGUCAAAUAUACAGGCUUGAAGACAUGAUCACUAGCACCAGUAUUUAUGGCCUGAAGAUGCAGUGGACCCCAGAGCAUGCGCAGUGGGCCGAGCAACACUUUGACAUCUCCUCCACCACCCGCUCCCCAGCACACAAAGUGGAGGCCUACCGAGGGCACCUGCAGCGCACCUACCAGUACGCCUGGGCCAACGACGACAUCUCAGCUCUCACCGCCUCCAACCUGCUGAAGAAAUACGCGGAGAAGUACUCCGGGAUUUUAGAGGGUCCAAGCGAACGAGCGCUGCUCUGCUCCUAUUCCGACAGCGCCCCCGGACUCCUGAACGGACGCAAGUCAGAGAGCGAGUCCUGGCAGGAGGGGAUUUACCCAAUGACCUGCGCUCCAGAUGUGAUAUCCAUGAGCAAAGCUGGAAUGACAGCUGCCAUUCCCCCCACAGACGUGUUAGCCAGCAUAGGUAGCUCCCCCGGGGUGGCUAGCAGCCUGAGUGAGCCCAGCUAUUCCAGCAGUAACUGUGGGAGUCACACGGCCACCAGUCUGCAUUCUGGUCUGCCCUCUCAGGAAUACGCUGCUGGCUACAAUGGCUCCUACCUGCACUCCAGUUACAGUGGGCAGACCACGCCAGGCCUCCCCUCACCACACCCCUCUCCACUGCACAGCGGCGGUCUACUGCAACCCCCACCGCCGCCACCCCGCCCCCCCCCAACCCUAGUGCCCGGCUACAACGCAGGGUCUCCUAACCUGUCCAGCUACAAUUAUCCUCCAACAGGUUAUCCCCAACAGACGGCUGUGGCCCCUGGCUAUAGCACCGGGGUAGCACCCCCCCCCUCUGCCUAUCUGCCAUCCGGCAUCGCGGCUCCCACCCCACUGCCCCCCUCCACACUCCCCGGCUACACCUACCAGUCCCAUAACCACGCUCCCAUUGCGCCAACGCCUGUGAAUGGCAACUCAGCCAACUCACUGAAAAGAAAAGCUUUCUACAUGACGGGGCAUGGAGAUAUGGACUCCAGUUAUGCUAAUUUCAACUACAACCAACAGCGCUCCUCACAAAGCCCCAUGUACAGAAUACCAGACAACAGCCUGUCAGACUCAAGCAGGGGGAAUGGCUUUGACAGGAAUGCUGAUCCGUCAUCUUUAACAUUUAAGCCAACAAAGCAGCCAAUAUCCUCAGAUCAGCAAAGAAAAUUUAGCGGUCAGUCUGGCAGGGCACUCACCCCUCCAUCCUAUGGCUCAACCAAAAGCUCUGCGGGAGGUCUGAGAUCAGGAGAGUCCUUUGGAAAGUUUGGAUCUCCCAUCCCCAUGAGUGAGCACAGUGAAGAGCACAGACAGCACCUGUCCCAUUCCAUAGCUGGGUCAGACAUUGGAAGUGCUACCUCAUCCAGUCACACUGCAGAGGAACAGCUGAAGAACAGCGAUGCUAACCUUGUGGAGUUGGUUACUACAGAGGUCCUUCAGCCCGGUCCACCUGUCGACUGGAGUGACAUUGCAGGUCUGGAGCUGGCCAAAGCAGCAAUCAAAGAAGAAAUUCUUUGGCCCAUUUUGAGGCCAGACAUGUUCAGUGGACUCGCCACAUUACCUCGGAGCCUCCUUCUCUUUGGACCUCAGGGAACCGGCAGAACGCUGCUCGGUCGCUGUAUGGCCAGUCAGCUGGGGGCGGCCUUCCUGCGGCUCAGCGGCUCAGCCCUGGUGACCAAGUGGCUGGGGGAGGGCGAGAAGAUUGUCCAGGCAUCCUUCCUAGUGGCCCGGUGUCGCCAGCCCUCGGUGGUGUUCAUCAGUGAGGUGGACAUGCUGCUGUCGGCCCAGCUCAGCGAGGAGAGCCCGGUGAACAGAAUCAAGAGUGAGCUCCUCAUGCAGCUGGACAGUGUGCUGACCUCAGCUGAGAACCACGUUCUGGUGGUCUGCUCCACCAGUAAGCCCGAGGAGAUCCAAGAGUCCUUGAGGAGAUACUUUAUCAAAAGGCUCCUCAUUCCCUUACCUGACAGCACGGCGCGUCACCAAAUAAUCAGCCAACUGCUCUCGCAGCACAGCUAUUGCCUCAGUGACAAAGAGAUGUCAAUGCUGGUCCAGCGGACAGAGGGCUUUUCAGGACUGGACGUGGCCCGGCUUUGCCAGGAAGCUGUGGUAGGUCCUCUCCAUGGCAUCCCAGCUUCGGAUCUGUCUGCCAUCCAUCCCAGCCAGAUGAGACCAGUGUCCUACCAAGACUUUGACAAUGUCUUUUGCAAAUUCCAGCCCAGCAUAUCACAAAAAGAACUGGACACUUAUACGGAAUGGAAUAAAAUGUUUGGUUGUAGUCAAUGAAACUACAGCGUUAGAACAUUCUUUAGACGCAUAACAUUUUUAAUUCUGUCCUUAGUAAACAGGAACUAGGCAAGAGAAUAUUACAAAACGUGGUGACCUUAACACCUACAGUACAGUGAAGGCAUAAGGAUAGGCCUGGGAGAAGCAGAGGCAUAUGUAAAAACUGGCAAUCUGGACAACAACACAUUGUGAUGCUUGAUACUGCUGAAACCAAGCAUUGUCUACCACUGUGCAAGUGAGUAGACUAAAACAGGUUGGAACACUUGUGUGUAUGUAUAUAUAUAUAUACCAUUCGGCUGUUCUUGAGAUUCAGUUACUAUCAAGUGCCUGAAGUGGUGCUCUUUUAUUUUGUAAUUAUUAUUUGUUCACCUCACAAUCUGUAUUGGUGGCAUGUGCUAAUAUAAAAAGCUUUAAUGAGACAGAAAUGACAAAAUUGCUUUUUUCCAUUCAAUUUUUCCAACAGUAUUCUUCAAAUGUAUCUGUUAUGCUGUCUCUGUAGACAGGAGAAAAUAUGUGUGGUAUUGGUAAUCUGUUCUCUAAUUUAUCGACAACAUUAGGGGUUCGAGAAGCAAAGCUGGUGAAACCCUACUGUAGUUCUUCUGGUUUAUUAUUAUUAUUAUUAUUAUUGUUUCUUUUGAUGUUCUCUUUGAAAACUCAGGAAAGUGAUUGUGAUAUGUACAGUACCUCAAAAGAUUGUGUCAAAACACUGCACACUGAAAAGAGCAUUUGGCAUGCUUUUUAAUUAGCAUUAUCAAAAAAGUAGUAGUUAUGGUACAUUAAUAGGCAAAAAUGACAAGAGUAUGACAUUGAAUGUACCAGAGAAAUUCUGGAGUAUUUGGAAAGACGAAGGGGGGUUGUGUUUUUCUUUGAGAUUAUACACGAGACAAAUCCCAUUGUGAAUAUACUGUAUUUUUUUUAAAUGUAUCAAGGCUGGAGGAAUUAUGUUUCUGAAAUGCUAUUGACUACAAUACAUUUGACUGGCCUUGAUCCAGAGUACAUUAAGAGAACACAUUUUAGUUUUUAUUUAAGGGGCCCAGUGCAGUCAAAAACUUGAUUUCCUGUUUUUUCUUGAUGAUAAGGUAUUUCCAUACUAUGAGGUCAGAAUAACACAUGAAUGUUACGCAUUUUGAUGCCGUUUUGUGUAACAGCUGUUUGGAAAAAAUCCUGAAUGUUCAGUCUUUUCAGGUGUGAUGAAACUUUUAGAAUGCCUAGUGACACCGGGUGGUAAAUUUGGUAAUAGUGGGUUCCAAGCCAACCAAUAUCAGCUAGAUGUCCCCUCCAAACUUUCAUUAUCCUCAGAAUAUGCUUGCUUUAGAACUUUCUCUUUGCAGAAAAGCAAUUUUAACAUAAACAAUUGUGGUAAGUAAUUUCAUUGAUACCCGGAAUGAUCUGAUAUUUAAAUAAACAUGUCUGCAAUGUGGGCGUUAAUCCUCAUCUGCAGGAGAAAGCAUAACAUAUGUAUUUGUCAAACAUUAUCAGCAGCUUAAUUCUGGAUCUCAUCUGCAGAUAGAACUAUAAAGCAUCUUGCGGCAGAAUAAUGGUAUAAGAAAUUGUAAGGCUGCAGAGAGCAUUGUGGGGUUGAAAUAUCUAGUCAUUUCCCCCAAGGUAUUUCAUUUAAUCCUGUUGCUAUUUCAUCAUUAAUGAAACCUAAGGAUUAUGUAUGCCCCAAGUUCUUUUCUACCUCAGUUCAUUCAUUUUUCUUAAAAGCAGAUUCGAAAGGGAUGGCUAGAUGACAGAGGCAAUUUAGCUCUUUCCUUUUGAGGGAACAAAAAAGCUGCCUUUCUGUCAACAAAAUUACAUAAGUUAAUGUUCUACCUUUAGUGUAGUCCCCAUAAUAGACACCAAUUUAAGAGUAUUUCUCUGAGCAGAAGCAGGUUGGUCUUGAAAAGGUGUCAGGGGAUAUUAGCCCUGUCUUUGAGCCUUUCUUUAUGUGUCAUUUUUCACAGCCAAUCUAUGUUAUAACUAUCAGUGUUUAGUAAUAUGCCAGAACAAGGGCAAUGGAGACAAAGGACUGAUGUCUGCAUGAAAAGCCUUGCAUUGAAUGUAUUUUGUUGUCCUUUUUUUUACUAAAACAGCAGGAAAACUGUUGCAAAGCACUGUGGAAGGAAUGCCACUACAGUAUUACUGUAGGUGUUAGCAGUACAGUGCAAGUGCACUGACAGAUGUUGCAUUUAUGUUUACUAGCAUAUCAAUGAGGUAUUGACCCGUUUUCUGUUUCUUAUAUUUUAGAUUUACAUAUAUCUUUAAUUUUCUCCAAAACGUGCACUGUUACAAUUACAUAAGUAAGACAAUGACCUUAUUAUUCAUCUGGGGAAAUGUUGCUUCUUGCAGCACUGUGCAAAGUUAUUUGUUCAGCUCCAAUAACGGCACUUACUGAGCAACAGGAGGCCGUAGAAUCACUGAUGGUCCAUGACACUUCCUUGUUCAACUGUAGCCUUAAAGGGAUACUUCUGGGUUUUGGGCAAAAAGUCAGUUUAUCUAGUUCCCCAAAGACAGAUUAACUUUUGGAAACCCUGUAUAUAUGCAUUUGCCAGGGCUUGCUCUAGAAAUACAGGAAAAUCUUAAAUGUGACCCUGUUUAAUCUUGUUACACAAAGAAUAAGAAAAUAAUUAUAAUGUUUUAGCGACCAUUAUGAAUAAAGUUAGAGGUUGUUUAUUGAACCAAUGCUAACUACCUUGAGCAUACUAACUGAGAAAACUAAAAUGACAGCAUAUAGUGUAGACUUCCAGUAAUUGCACUUAAGCUAAUGGGCAACUUCCUUGAAAUGGAAAAAAUUCAUAGGUAUUGUAUCCUCCUUUAAAUCUAACUCUGGGGAAGUAGAUGAAAGGGUGCUUGGACAAAAUCCUUAAUUAUCCCUUUAAGAAUGAUAAUUUCCUGGGUUUGUUAAACAGCUACAUAUGAACUGCGGUAAAAUAGAACACUAUUCUAAACUUUUGAACAAAUAAACAACACUGCAUCUUAAACAACAUUGAUGUUCCAAAAAUCGAAAUCUACCAGUUAUUUUAUUUGAUCUUUGUAUAAUAUUUUGCUAUGUGGAUUGUAUUGCCAUAGGUACAUAUGAUAAAAGUCCUCUAGUUGAAUUGCAGUUAACCAAAUGCACUUUUCAUUAUGUACUGUCAUGUUAUAUAAUUCGUUUUAAGUCUCCCUGGUUCCAUAGUGAAAUCAUUUUAGAAAAUGCAACUCAAAAUGUAAAAAAAAUACAUUUAGCGAGUUAAGCAGAUAUAGAAAUUAUGAAACAUUUAUCGAUGAACUUAAGGCAAGACAAUUUAAUGAAUAGCAAAGGUCUUUUUAACAACAUAUACAGACACUAACAAAAAGAGGAGGUCGGACAGUAAAAAUUUAAUGAAAAAUCAACUCAUUCCAACAUACCGUACAUAAACCACACAGUUGUACUAUUUGUUGAGUGUAAGGAUAUUCAGCUGGAGGACUACAAUGUGAUGGAUGGGCCUGAAUAGGAAAUAUGUACAACAAACAAGUCUAACAAACUAGCUAAAGAAAGGUUGAGAAGCACAUUCAGUGUAUUUGCCCCCAUUUCUGACAAUGUCAAUCAAUUGAAUUUCGUUUUUCAGCCUCUGUCAGUGUCUCUCUGGGUGGGUUUUGUACAGAACUGCUUUAGAUGUUGGCUUCAUCUCUAUGUAGUCGUAUCUGUUUUAUAUUCAAAUGUUGUACUUUAUAACCAUUUCUACCUCAUUGCUACAUAUUGUACAUGUAGUACUUAUGUUCUGUCUUUUUGAAUGUCAUGCAUUUGUAAAAAAAAAAAUAAUAAUAAAAAAAAAAAACGACAACUAAAAACAAAAACAUUUAUCAAAACAUUUAAAGCUAAAAAAGUUAUUAAAAAAAAUGAACAGCUAGCCCUUGAAUUCAAACAGUCUACCUCAGAAAGACUGUCCUUACACUGAACAGUAUUAGCAUCAGAACUGAUCCGACACAUUAGUCAGUAUGAAAGUGACGAAUAAUGCACACAUACUUGAGGCUGACUUCUAUGGGCUGCAUACUCAUGAUGCCACAUUUCUGCGGGGAUAUUGUGGGCUGUAUAGGUCUUCUCCAAGGUCUCUAAUGCAAAUUCACUUUUUAAACUAUAAUGACUCGCUUUAAUCCUUUGUGAAUUGUUGUAGUGCGCAUGUUAAUGUGUGUGUGUGUGUGUGUGUGUGCACUUACAAUUCAGUGUGUAAGUGAGAGGGGUUAACAUAUUAUGAUGUACACUUCAAAUUUAUACAGUACACAUGUACAGGAAAUAAACUUGCACAUAACGUAUGUGAACUCAAUGUACAUUUGCUACUGAUAUAUACGUAUUAAAAUACACCACAUACAGGUUUAUAUGUGUGUAUGUAUUGCCAUACCUACAGUCAAUGUAUAUGUAUUUUCAUUCAAGGUACAGUACAAAAAAAAAGGAUAAAAUGUUGAAUAAAGAUGUUUUUUUGCUGGAAACCGAAUGUUCUUU
Esox lucius (northern pike) is the source of this 6873-nucleotide messenger RNA. It is a transcript of the gene fign, whose product is annotated as fidgetin. Gene Ontology annotation, molecular function: ATP binding; ATP hydrolysis activity; microtubule severing ATPase activity. The record is from RefSeq and is a predicted model, not a curated record. NCBI's taxonomy places the organism in Eukaryota, Metazoa, Chordata, Actinopteri, Esociformes, Esocidae.